Messenger RNA from Lecanosticta acicola, 1733 nucleotides. The record is from the annotation of a GenBank genome assembly. NCBI's taxonomy places the organism in Eukaryota, Fungi, Ascomycota, Dothideomycetes, Mycosphaerellales, Mycosphaerellaceae.
AUGGGGACGGACAGCCCCACGAGCGCCUCAUCAUGGCGCUCCUCGACACUCCUCGUCAUCUUCACCGCGACAUUGGGACUGUUCACGGGUGAGUUGACCGCCAUCUCACGGCGAUCGAUCAGAGCUGAUGAAAAACACAGAGAAUUUCCUGUAUGGCUUCGUCAUCCCCAUCAUGGCGUACAUGUUCGAGGUGCGACUGGGCCAGGAUCCAGCAUACACCCAACGCUACGCCAGUGGGAUGCUCUUCAUCAUGGGCUUCAUCUGCGUCUUCGCAGCUCCGGUGAUUGGCCAUUUCGCGGAUCAGACGCCGAGCAGACGGAUUCCGCUGUUGAUUUCGCUCGUGGGAUGUACGGCCGGGACGGCGUUGGUGGCGGCCACACCGAAUGGUAACUCCCCGUAAACAACUCUUUCCAUCAUGACGCUGACUGAUUCUUCCAGUAUAUGUCGUCUUCAUCGGACGAGUCAUCCAAGGAGCCGCGGGCACCGGCGCCUGGAUCGUCAGCUUCGCGAUGCUGACCGAUAGCAUCGACAAGAAGCACUUUGGCAAGACGCUGGGAUUCGCCUCGUCCUUUGUGACCGCAGGAGUUCUGACCGGACCUGCCGUCUCGGGCGCCCUGUUGGAAUGGCUGGGAUACUGGCCCGCAUGGUCUGUCCCUUUCGCCCUUCUCGCGAUUGAUCUCGUCGCGCGACUGCUAGUGGUUGAGGUGAAGAAGCCCCAGAAAUCCUCCGCAGCAGAUCAACGGAAUCCCAACGGAGAAGAGGUCGGAGAAAGCACGGGUCUCCUGGCGGCCGCCGAAUCGUCCGCCAACGACGACGACGACGACGAGGCACCGAAACAAGAUCAUACCACCACAACAACAUCACCUCCUUCCAAGAAAAGCUCCGCUUUCUACACCAUCAUGCUCACCAACCCUUCCAUCCUCGCCGCCCUCGCCAACAUCAUCACCUUCUCCCUCAUCGUCGCCGCCUUCGACGCCACCUUCCCCCUCCACCUCCGCCAAGCCUUUCACUGGGGCCCCGCCGCCGUCGGCUCCAUCUUCCUCGGAAUCCAAAUCCCCGCCAUGCUCCUGGCUCCCCUCAUCGGCUGGCUGCGAGACCGUGUCGGCCUCCGAUGGCCCACCGCGCUCGGAUGGCUCCUCAUGGCUCCCGUCAUGUGGUUCCUCGGCGUGCCCGGGGGAUCGAAACUCCCGGGCAUCGACUCCGAUGCGAGAGGCGAAGCGGCCUUUGUCGCGGGGAUUAUAGCUCUGGGCCUUGUGAGUCCCCUGACGAGAGGCUCGGGGGGAUAUCAGAUGGUUGGUGAGUUGCUGCACCACACCCACCAAACGUCUUUUCGAGAAUCGCAACAUCGCUAACGUUUUCCCACUAUUUUGUUGUUUGUUCUAGCCACCCUCCGCGACCUCGAAGCCUCCGAUCCCGCCCUCUUCGGCCCCCACGGCGGCAGCACCCGGCUCUUCUCCCUGACCGAAGUCGCCUUCAGCGGCGGUCUCAUGCUCGGGCCCAUCGUUGGGGGUUUCCUCUCCGAUACCGUGGGGUUUUACUAUAUGAUGUGUGUGCUGGGUGAGUUUUUCCGAUUCCCUUUUUUUUCUUUUUUCCCAAGAAUGGAUGAAUGACUAAUGAUUUGGGGGGGGGGGGUUUUGUUUCUGAUAGCUGUCAUGUGUCUCGCUGUGUCAAUCACUUCGGCCAUGUUUUUGACUACUACGACCAAGGGACGGAAUCGAUCAGGCGAGGUAUGA